Molecule: messenger RNA, 6823 nt
Organism: Pogoniulus pusillus (Red-fronted tinkerbird)
Lineage: Eukaryota; Metazoa; Chordata; Aves; Piciformes; Lybiidae
Gene: USP53
Product: ubiquitin specific peptidase 53
Exons: 17
Coding region: 817-4134 (1105 amino acids)
Biological process (GO): protein deubiquitination; sensory perception of sound; response to auditory stimulus
Cellular component (GO): cell-cell junction
Molecular function (GO): cysteine-type deubiquitinase activity
Source: RefSeq, a predicted model, not a curated record
UACACCUUCGCCGCCGCCUCAGUGCGCAGGCGCUGCCGGGCGGGGGCGGGCGGGGAGGGGCAGGAAGGAGGGGCGUGAGGCCGCCCCCGCCCCCCGCCCCGGAGCGCGAGACAGAGGCAGAGGAGCUGGCAGGGGGGAGCAAAAGUUGUGGUGAGGGCGGGGCCGCGCCCGGAGUCGCCGCCGUGAGGGGGCGAGAGAGGAGCUGCGGUGUGGGAGCCGCCAGCGGUGGGAGUUUAUCAAAGUGAACCUAAAGAAAACAAAAUUAUCACAUGAUAUUCUGUCAAGAUUCACUGGAAAGAGAAUGAAAUAAGCAUGAAGUGUUCUAAACUGGAUUAUGUUUCAUGGGUCACAGUUAAAAGUAAAAAGAAGAUGGAACAAAAUGAAAGAACAGGAGUAUAACACCCAUCAAGAGCUUUUUAUUUUUGUCAUAUAAACUUUCAAUAUAACACAACUAAUGGUUUAUAGUAAUAGAUUAUUGGUAUCCCUGGAAGAAGUCUGUUACUGUGCUACUUGAUAAUAAGAACUUCAAUAACUUUUAACAGAUUCUAACAUUAACUGGACACACUAUUUUUUUUUUAAUCUGAGAGACAAAAACUUUGUACAGCUCUAUUUUAACAGAGAGUCUGAUCCUGACAGAUGGCUGGCAGCUGCUCAUGGAAAAUGGACUUAAACCCAUGAAUGGUUAUUAUUCUACAGAAUUGGAUGCAAUGCCAUGACUUCAGAGACAUUCUCUUAGGAUUUUCUUCUUUGCCUUGCACCCAUCAUAUCCUUAAAUAUUUAAGUGUAAAUAAUUGUGAUUAUAAAGUUUAAAAAAUAAUGGCAUGGGUGAAAUUCUUAAGAAAACCUGGAGGUAAUCUUGGAAAAGUUUAUCAGCCUGGAAGUAUACUGUCCCUGGCCCCUACCAAAGGCUUACUAAAUGAACCAGGACAAAACAGCUGCUUUCUUAAUAGUGCUGUGCAGGUGUUAUGGCAGCUCGACAUAUUUCGCCGAAGUUUAAGAGGUUUAACUGGACAUGUGUGUCAGGGAGAUGCCUGCAUAUUUUGUGCUUUAAAGGCAAUAUUUUCCCAAUUCCAACACAGUCGAGAAAAAGCACUCCCAUCAGACAAUAUGAGACAUGCCUUGGCAGAAAGCUUUAAGGACGAACAGCGUUUCCAGCUUGGAUUCAUGGAUGAUGCAGCUGAAUGCUUUGAAAAUAUCCUCGAGAGGAUUCAUUUUCAUUUAGUGCCAAACAGUGAAACAGAUAUGUGCACUUCAAAAUCCUGUAUUUCUCACCAGAAGUUUGCUAUGACACUGUACGAACAGUGUGUAUGUCGCAGCUGUGGAGCAUCAUCAGACCCAUUGCCUUAUACAGAAUUUGUGCGCUACAUUUCUACCACAGCCCUGUGUAAUGAAGUAGAAAGAAUGAUGGAGAGGCAUGAACGUCUCAAGCCAGAAAUGUUUGCCGAAUUGCUGCAAGCAGCAAAUACCGCUGAUGACUACAGAAAGUGUCCUAGUAACUGUGGUCAAAAAAUAAAAAUCCGUCGUGUUCUUAUGAAUUGUCCUGAGAUUGUCACAAUUGGUUUAGUCUGGGAUUCGGAACACUCUGACCUGACAGAAGAGGUUAUGCGGAAUCUGGCAACACAGCUUUAUCUUCCUGGGCUGUUUUAUAGGGUUACAGAUGAAAAUGCCAAAAAUAGUGAACUUUUUCUUGUGGGAAUGAUUUGCUACACAAGCCGACAUUACUGUGCCUUUGCCUUUCACACCAAGAGUUGCAAAUGGGUGCUGUUUGAUGAUGCUAAUGUGAAAGAGAUUGGAACAAAAUGGAAAGAUGUGGUCUCCAGGUGCAUUCGAUGUCACUUUCAGCCGUUGUUGCUCUUUUAUGCUAACCCUGAUGGCACAGCUGUGUCUCCAGAAGAUGCUCCAAAGCAGAUUAUUCACUAUUCUCAGUGCAAAGCAGCAGGAGGAAAUGGGGAAGACUUGGGAUUUGAAAAGCAAGCUGCUCCUAAAUCAGAUCACAUGAAAGAGAAUGGAAUUGGAGACUCCCCUAAUCAAAGGAGUAGUAAAAAACUUCAGCCAGAUAAUUCGGCAUUCAGUAGAAGCCACGUUCAAGGUGUUAGAGGUCCAGCUAAGCUGUGUUACAGCGACCAAAAGGACAGGCUGAAAGACAUAUCCAGAGAGUGCGCUCAGAAAGCUGCUGAUAUGAAAAGCUUCUCAUCUUUGCGAAAAGAUGCAGACAGAGGACCAAGAAGAGAGUCUGGGAGACAAAGAGAUUUGCUUGGGGAAGAUCGUUCCAGUGUCAAGUCAGGGUCUCCUCCAGUUGGAAAUGGCUUUAGACACUGUGCUGAUCAGCGCAUAUACAGCAGCCAGGGGAAAGGCUCCUAUAAGCAUGACAGUGCACCUCCGCCACCAAAAUUUUCUGCACAGGGGCUUGGGUCACAUAAACCAGAAGCUUUUCCUACUGGAGAGAAGCCACUGUUCAGGACCCGGACUGAUGGUGUCACUGGCUAUGAUACAGACACUAGUCAAGACCUGAGGGACAAAGGAAGUAGCAGCAGCAGCAGAAGCAGAAGUAAAGGUUGGAAACCAAUGCGAGAGACACUAAAUGUAGACAGCAUUUUCAGUGAGACUGAGAAAAAACAGCAUAGCCCAAAGCACAAGACAAAUCCCAGCAGUAAAUCUAAGCAUGAAAAGGAUCGAAACUUUAACCAUUGGCCAAAGGAGAACUGCAUUCAGAAAGGUUUAAUGACUAUAUAUGAAGAUGAAACAAAACAGGAUACAGGAAGUCGAAGUUCACUGGAUUCAGAGGGCAAAGGGAAUGCUGAAAAAAGCAAAGGAUUUACAGAGAGGAAAAUGCAUGGUGAUAAUUGGCAAAUUCAGAGGACCGAAUCUGGAUAUGAAAGCAGUGAUCAUAUCAGCAAUGGAUCUGCAAAUCCAGACUCGCCUGUUAUUGAAGGAAUCAUUCCAGCAGAUGUCAAGAACACUAAAGAAACUGCUUCUUGCAGUGAACAGAACUUAGCAACCAAAAAAGCUGACAGUGUGCUACAUUCAUUAUCCCAUCAGAACAGAAAUUUAUAUGACUUGAGGAAAGACCAGAUCAGUCCAGAAGUUAACUACAAACCUCAUGUUAAUUUCCCAACAGAAUUACAUGUGCAGGUGCCCAGUCCUCCAGUGAAGAGAGUUGAGAUGCCUGAUACCAGUAGAAAACCUUUCCCAUCAUCAGCUCUACAGCCAGUUCUUAAAGAGAUUAUUAAGUCAGAAAGUAGGAGUAAGGUAAAUGAUCAGAAUUCUUCAGAGUGGCUCAAUCCAGAGAAAUUUGAGAGGAUGAAUGUGUCAGUGUAUAACGCUGAUGGUGGGUCCCAGCCCUACGCAGAUACUCUCUGUGGAAGGAAGCCAACCAACAACGACCCUCAUUUCUCUUCCCAACUGCAGCCUCAUCAUGCAAGAACAUUUGGUCCCAAGAUAGGGUUGCCACCUUGUGUGCCACAGAACCUGUCAGAAAGGCCCGUGGUGCUUCCCCCUCCUGGUGAGCAUGCUGGGCACCCACCCAGAAGAGUGGAUGCUCUUUGGGUGCCUGAAUCAGUGUACCAGAAUCUUCCUCCCCCUUUACCACCAAAGAAAUAUGCCCUGAAUACUUUUCCAGGAUCAGAAAAUAACUCAGCAGCUGAUGUGAAAUCAGCAGAAGUGUUGCACAAUAACCUGCUGAAGCAAACAGGUGCGCCUCUGAAACCUGCAUCAGAAGCAGGCAUAUUUGCAAAUGAACAAAGGCUUAAAGAGCCAUUGCAAGAGAAUGAGCUGUUUGUUCACAAACUGGAUUCUCCACCUCGAUUACCAGCUAAUGACUUCUGGAUGGUGUCUGAAAACUUUCUGAAGAAAGGAUCUCCUCAUAUGGGACCAAGUCCUGGAUAUGUGGAUGGAAAUGAUAGUGUAUCCCUAACGACUUAUUUUUCAGUAGACAGUUGUAUGACUGACACAUACAGGAUAAAAUACCAUCAGAGACCCAAGCUGUAUUUUACAGAUAGUGGAAACUUUCACAAGGAAAAGCAUCCUCCAUCAGCUGGUGAACUGACUCUGACAUACCAUGCUCCUGAGCCCAGGCAUCCCACACCCGAGCAAAGGUACAAGGCAAAUGUUGAAGGCAUCCACUGCAGUAGAUGAAUUCUUCAAAAUCCCAUAAAUUCUGGAUGUGACUUUUGCAUUUCAUAAAGUCUGUAAAUGGCACAAACUCUCAGCAGCCUCUGUGUGAUAACGAGGCACCCAGCUGACUGUACUUGGCUUAGGAGUUAGGACUGUUUAAAUGAAUAUGCAAACAGAAGUGGAUAGAAGAGAAGAGGUGCUAAACUUCUGGUUCUUUGAUUUGUUACUCUAGUUGCCUUAAUGCUUACCUCUGUUACCCACCUUGUCUUCUACAGUUAGUUUUUAAAAAUGGUCCCUUUGGGCAAUGCAUCUUCCAGCAGUGGGAUCAGCUAGAUGUUGCUAAUUAUGUAGGAAGAUUUAAUUAUUUGUGGUUUAAAAAAUGUUCCUUCAGACUGAGGUCACUACAUACCUAGACUAACAAAAGGGAUAAACAUAUUUACAACAAGUAAUGCAAUAAAAGUAGUUGUAAUAGAGCAAUAUUUACCCCAAUAGGUAGCAGAAGGUGACAUAUGUGUGUUUUGGUUUUGGCUUUUUUCCAACUGACUUUUCUCAGAGUCUGUGCUUUCACAAACCUUCAAGUGUCUUUAAUACAAGUUUACCCAGAGAAUUUCUAACUUUUUCUUUGAAAAGCCUUAAUAAUAAUUAUUUUUAAAUGGUUCUGGUUUGCAAACAUUAACUAAGACUUCAAAGGGAAUUCAAGUAAGCUGCAGUAAUAGUCUAUCCUAUUGAUAUACCUGCUGUAUGCUGGUGUACAUUUUUCAACACAUUUAUCAGCUCUGUUCCCAAUUUAACUUAUUACAACUAAAUUUACCCACAUAAGCUACAAACUGAUGUAGCAGGAUGGGAUGCUUAUUAGAGAGUUAUCAUGCAACUAGGAAAGAUUUUUUUAAAGCUUUAGAUGUAUUUACUGCUUAUGUUCAGUUCUGAUUUGUUCUACAAUUGCAUGCAAAGUCAAUGCUGAUAUAUAUUGACCUUUCUGUCUUUUUUCAGCUUUGAGCAAUGUUUGAUGGGGAUCAGACAUUUGAUUUUACUGACAACAGUUUCUGCUUUGGAGCAAUCCUGCAUAUGUGCUAAAUGACCAGAUCAGGCUAAGUGAAGCUGCAGCCAUUCAGGCUGUGGCAGCUGAGAGGGCGUGUAAAGAAGAGGUUACUCUCUUCCUCUGCUCCAGCAUUCUGCCCUUGCAGUAUUGGUAGCUCUGGCAUUUACCACAUCAUUCAUUAAUUUCAAUCUCAGUAACAAAGAGGAGGAUUUAUUUGGCUUUUAUUUGAUGGGUUAAAUCAGUGCACAGAACUAUCUACCAAGCACUGAUAGCCAGCACACGACCUGUGGAGGGCUGGGGAGGAAAGAGAGGACAGGACUUUGCCCUGAAAAGUUUGAAAGGAGCCACUGAGUCUUGUGGUGUCAACAGCAGGGAGUUCUGUUUCUGUCUUAUCCUAACAUUGAACAACAUGGAAUUAGAAUUCAUGUCAGCAAAAUUUGACAAAAUUCAAAAAGGCUCAAUUUUGCCAUUAUUCAGUCUAGUGUUAACUUGGGGUGCUGAUUUACAUCUGAAGAUCAAUGCCUUCUAGUUAUGAAAAUAAUGCAAGGUUAAAUAUGCAUAAUAAACACUCAUGCUUACACUUGCACUGUUCGCUUAUAAACCUUAUGUGAGUUUUAGUGCUUCAUCCAAAUGUUGGCAAUUAUUUAGCACUAUCCAUUUAAACAGUUUUGGUUUUAAAACAUGUUAAUUUACAGUAGAGAACUGGAAGAUGAUAUAUGCAACCAACCAGAUGAAUUUUACUUCUACCUUCUCGAUCAAAAUUUGUUGUAGCACUUCUUUAAACAAAUAAUUCUAGAAUUUGUAGGGCAAAUAACUAUGCAUGUUUCAGUGUGGCUGCUGGUAAACAGCAACUCAAAUUGUUCUUUUUGUAAGAAAACUGAAUACAGAGAAAAAAAAAACCUGCAAAAGAAAGAUUCCUGAUUGCAGUAUUUUUGAGGUAUUUCAGAACCUGUAAAUUUAACUUUUCUAGGUCAUCUAGCAAUGUUACAUAAUAUACAUAGCCCGUGAAUUAAAAAUGUUCUAAUACUUGUGUAAAAAGAUUAUUGGAAUUUGUAAAUAAUGUAUACUUUGUAAAAUGUUUUGCAAAGAUCUUGUAUUUGAAAUGACAGUAUUUUUUAUGUAUGAACAGCACAGCAACAAAUGUGAAUGAUGGCAGAACACUUCUUUUUAAACCUGCAUAGCAAUGUUGAUACUUCUGUCCAAGGAGCAAUAUGAAUGACUAUUACUAAUACCAAUGAAUCUAGCUUCCAGCAGGCAAAACUGGUAAACUUGUUCUUUGAAGUAGCUGCAGUAACUUACCUAAUGUACCUGAGUCUCCUUGCUUUGCCUGAAACAAUCUUACCAGACAACUUCCUAUGUGACCCAUGUUUACCAGGUAUUUAGAGUAAAUAGACAGCUAACCAAGGCACCUUCCUUUUUAUAUUUGACUCUGCACUCCAUGUAUGUAUGUAAUAUUUCCAAACUAAUAUGUGAUAACUUGUUUUAACUUACCUAGGGUGCCUAUUUAUUUUUUUAUAAAUGUCCCCUUCCAGCUAUAGAUUUGUAUAAGAGCCUAGACAAUUUUUGUAAAGACAUUAACAAGUCUUGUAAUUAAUAUAUUUUUCAGUCUUUAGAAUUAUUUUCUUGCAAAGUUGUGCUUGUUCAAACUCUCAGAUAAAAAUGUAAAAUAUC